AUGGAAGCAUUGACGCCACAGACCCCUGAGUACCUUUCCUCUGAAAAUGGUGCAGUUCUUAGACCCGAAUAUCGAGGGAGGGAAGCAGCGUUCAAGCACCCCCUCAUCCGCCCCAGGACACAGGGGCCCAUCCAUUCCCCUUCACAGCCCAGGACCCAGAGAGAAGCCUGGGCGGGGCGGGGCCUGGACGCGCGCCGGCGCGUCCAGCAGGUGGCAGCAGCGAGCAGCCGCGCCCCCCGCGCAGCCACCCGGCGAGCCCGCAUCAUGGAUGUCGAGCUCUCCUAUUUCGCUUUGCUCGCCUUGGAAUUCGAGACCCCAGACGAGGACCAGGAUUCAUGA
Molecule: messenger RNA, 339 nt
Organism: Rangifer tarandus platyrhynchus (Svalbard reindeer)
Lineage: Eukaryota; Metazoa; Chordata; Mammalia; Artiodactyla; Cervidae
Source: the annotation of a GenBank genome assembly